AUGAACCAGUCCCGAUGGAUUGAAUGGAGGACUCUGAAUAUGAGCAGUAGUAUUAUGAACAUAUCUGAGCAUCUCUCCUGUCCUCUUGGAUUUGGUCACUACAAUGCAGUUGACAUCUGUAUCCUUGAGACAGUUGUUAUUGUCUUGCUAACAUUUUUAAUUAUUGCGGGUAACUUAACUGUGAUAUUUGUUUUUCACUGUGCUCCACUUCUGCAUCAUUAUACCACCAGCUAUUUUAUUCAGACCAUGGCCUAUGCUGAUCUCUUUGUUGGAGUUAGCUGCUUGGUUCCUACUUUGUCACUGCUCCACUACUCGACAGGUGUCAACGAGUCCUUGACUUGUCAAGUUUUUGGAUAUAUCAUCUCUGUGCUAAAAAGUGUAUCUAUGGCAUGUCUUGCUUGCAUCAGUGUGGAUCGCUAUCUCGCUAUAACAAAGCCUCUCUCCUAUAAUCAACUGGUCACACCUUGUCGCUUGAGAAUCUGCAUCGUUUUGAUCUGGAUAUACUCUUGUCUGAUCUUCUUGCCUUCCUUUUUUGGUUGGGGAAAACCUGGUUACCAUGGAGAUAUUUUUGAAUGGUGUGCUACCUCCUGGCUAACUAAUGCCUAUUUUACUGGCUUUAUCGUGUGCUUACUAUAUGCUCCUGCUGCCUUUGUCAUAUGUUUCACAUAUUUCCACAUAUUUAAAAUUUGCCGGCAGCACACCAAAGAGAUAAAUGAUCGGAGAGCUCGAUUUCCCAGCCAUGAAGUGGAUGCUGCUGGGGAGACUGGGCACAGCCCCGAUCGCCGCUAUGCCAUGGUUUUGUUUCGGAUAACCAGUGUGUUCUACAUGCUGUGGCUCCCUUAUAUCAUAUACUUUCUGCUGGAGAGCUCUAGGGUGUUAGAAAACCCAGCACUUUCCUUCUUAACGACAUGGCUUGCUAUAAGCAAUAGUUUCUGCAACUGUGUGAUAUAUAGCCUCUCCAACAGCGUUUUCAGGCUGGGACUGCGGAGACUGUCAGAGACAAUAUGUUCAUCUUGUAUGUGUUUAAAAGACAGGGAUGUACGGGACCCUAAACCAAGAAAACGGGCUAAUUCCUGUUCCAUUUAA
Melopsittacus undulatus (budgerigar) is the source of this 1086-nucleotide messenger RNA. It is a transcript of the gene GPR52, whose product is annotated as G protein-coupled receptor 52. Lineage: Eukaryota; Metazoa; Chordata; Aves; Psittaciformes; Psittaculidae. Gene Ontology annotation, cellular component: plasma membrane. The record is from RefSeq and is a predicted model, not a curated record. The transcript has a single exon. Bases 1 to 1086 code for a protein of 361 amino acids. Gene Ontology annotation, molecular function: G protein-coupled photoreceptor activity. Gene Ontology annotation, biological process: G protein-coupled receptor signaling pathway; cellular response to light stimulus; phototransduction.